Molecule: messenger RNA, 936 nt
Organism: Ustilago hordei
Lineage: Eukaryota; Fungi; Basidiomycota; Ustilaginomycetes; Ustilaginales; Ustilaginaceae
Product: putative endosomal t-SNARE
Exons: 1
Coding region: 1-936 (311 amino acids)
Cellular component (GO): endosome
Molecular function (GO): phosphatidylinositol binding
Source: RefSeq, a predicted model, not a curated record
AUGGCGCAAGCACAACCCCUCCAAGGAGUCUCAAUACCACGCUACGAAACUCGCUCCAGCGCCGCUUCCACCUACACCGUCUACGCCGUCGUAGUGCAACUCCCCGUUCCAUCAUGGACAGUCUAUCGACGCUACUCCGAAUUCGUUCGACUGGAUAAAAACCUUGCUGCUUCACCCGCCUCUUCCGCUGGCACAGGUGAACCAAGCGGAGCGGGUAAACGAGCUCCUAAACCACUUCCACCCAGAGAACGUGCAAGAGGAUGGAAAAAGACCUUUUCCGGCUUUCUCUCCUUUGCAUCCGGCGACCAAGGCAACAAUGACUUUGACGAACAAAUGUGGCUCAAGCAUCGUAUGGCGGCACUCGAGACAUAUCUCAAAGCGAUCGUCAUGCACCAAGAUCCUAGCUGGAGAGAAAGUGAAGCGUUCAAGACAUUCAUCGAGUGGCCCAUGUCGAUCAAGAUGGUCACUACCCCAUCAGCAUCCUCUUUCUCUUCCUCUUCCUUUCCCUCUGCUGGUGCUGCGGCUGCUUCACCACGUGCACCUCGUACAGCAACACACAACACAACAUCCAUGCCAGGCACUCUCCCACCAGGCACCCGCGUCCUCGGUUCAGCUGCAGCUUCGAAUCAACCUCGUCCACCAGCAGAAGAAACAGACACCACCCGACCCCUCAACAAGGCCCAACUCUUCCAAUCUCAAAACGAUGCAAUGGACCAACAAGAUCAACAGCUCAACAAUCUCACCGCUAUCCUACGCAGACAACGACAGAUGGGUGAAGCCAUCAACCAGGAGUUGGGCGAACAGACCGAAUUGCUCGGCCAGCUCGAUUCAGAGGUGGAAAUUACACAGGCAAAGCUAAGCAAAGCGGAUCAGAAGAUGGAUAGCUUUGAUGCAGGAAAAGCAAAGAGCAAGGUUGGGUUUGGGAACAAGUUCUAA